Messenger RNA from Neoarius graeffei (lesser salmon catfish), 4028 nucleotides. RefSeq names its product parvin, alpha b (gene parvab). NCBI's taxonomy places the organism in Eukaryota, Metazoa, Chordata, Actinopteri, Siluriformes, Ariidae. Gene Ontology annotation, molecular function: actin binding. Gene Ontology annotation, biological process: cilium assembly; substrate adhesion-dependent cell spreading; establishment or maintenance of cell polarity. Gene Ontology annotation, cellular component: focal adhesion; cytoplasm; actin cytoskeleton. The record is from RefSeq and is a predicted model, not a curated record. The transcript has 13 exons. The coding region runs from base 153 to 1271 and encodes 372 amino acids.
ACACAGGGCGGGAUUUGGAGCGGAAACAGCGCGGGACUCGACACCGUUAGAGCUAAACAUCUGGAAAACAGCUGCAAUAUUCCACAAGCAGCGCUUUUUCUUCCUAGAGGGACACAAACUCCGCAUUUUGGACCUAGUUUGUGAUUUUAAAAAUGGCUUCGUCUCCUCAAAAGUCUCCUUCCUCUCCGAAAUCUCCGAGUCCCAGAUCACCUCCCUCCAGGAAAAAGGACGACUCCUUCCUCGGAAAACUCGGAGGAACUUUGGCCAGAAGAAAGAAGGCGAAAGAAGUUUCUGAGCUCCAAGAAGAGGGCAUGAAUGCAAUCAACCUUCCCCUGAGUCCGACUCCGUUUGAGCUGGAUCCUGAGGACACCAUGCUGGAGGAGAAUGAAGUUCGGACAAUGGUCGAUCCCAACUCGAGAAAUGACCCAAAGCUCCAGGAGCUCAUGAAGGUGCUCAUCGACUGGAUCAAUGAUGUUUUAGUAGGAGAACGAAUCAUCGUCAAAGAUCUAGCCGAGGACCUUUAUGAUGGACAGGUUCUUCAGAAGCUCUUUGAGAAGCUGGAAGGAGAGAAGCUUAAUGUCGCUGAGGUUACCCAGUCCGAGAUUGCCCAGAAGCAGAAGCUACAGACUGUCCUGGAAAAGAUCAAUGACACACUCAAAGUGUCCUCCAGGAACAUCAAAUGGAACAUUGACUCAAUACAUGCCAAGAGCAUAGUCGCCAUACUUCACUUGUUGGUGGCUCUGUCUCAGCACUUCCGCGCUCCAAUCCGACUCCCAGACCAUGUGUCUAUACAAGUAGUCGUGGUUCAGAAACGUGAGGGCAUCCUUCAGUCUCAGCAAGUCCUAGAGGAAAUUACUGGCAAUACCGAGGCACUUUCUGGAAGGCAUGAGCGUGAUGCAUUCGACACCUUGUUCGAUCAUGCACCAGACAAGCUGAACGUGGUUAAAAAAACUCUUUUGACAUUUGUGAACAAGCACUUAAACAAGUUGAACCUGGAGGUGUCUGAGCUGGACACACAGUUUGCAGAUGGCGUGUACUUGGUUUUGCUGAUGGGUCUCCUGGAAGGAUAUUUUGUUCCUCUCUACAACUUCUUCCUCACCCCUGACAAUUUUGACCAUAAGGUGCACAACGUUUCAUUUUCCUUUGAACUGAUGCAAGAUGGCGGUUUGGAGAAGCCAAAGCCAAGGCCUGAAGACAUUGUCAACUGUGACCUAAAGUCUACAUUACGUGUCCUCUACAACCUCUUUACCAAGUACAGGAAUGUGGAAUGAAUUCCUGGUCCAGAACCCUCACUUUGGGAAUGACAUCCUUAUCAGUAUUAGCUGAGGAUUUUAUUAUUAUUAGCAGUAUUCAGUAUUAUUUCAGUAUUCAGUCUGCUCUGUAUUUAUCCAACCUGCUAUAAAAUCGUAAUAUUAUCAUUUUAGUUUACACAGUGAUGGAUUAAGUGAUGAAAUUAAUAUUGGGUUCAUGCCAAGUGUGUUUCUCAUUUUUGUUUUUUUUUUAAAUAUAUAUAUUAACUGUUUUUAUUUCAUCAGUGUUUUUUGGAUUUUAAAGCUGAAGUGAUUAUCAGAACAAAUCAUGUCUUCUAGUCAGGCUCACCAUCCAUUACACCCAGGUCCAGGAUAAAGCUGUAUUUCGAUCAAAUCGGUCUAUUCCACAUGUCAUAUGUCCUCAUCCUGUCAUGUGUCCUCAUCUCGAGUGAAUCCUGCACGACUUCCCCAGUUGUCCCUGUGUGACAGCCAGACUGCUUCCAGUUUAGAUUUUUUCACUUAAUGUGAUAGAAAAUGAGGAAAUAAAUAACAGCAAGGUCUUUUACUUUUUAUUUUAAAUUGUUGCGUGGCGUUCAGGAUAGAGGAAUUUGUCUUGUUCUCUAUUAAGUGAACAGACCAAAUUAUCUAGUUCAGGCACUUCAUUGUGCUGUUGAAAAGGCUUCAGUGUUUUUUUUUUUUUUUCUUUCUGCUUGUAUGAAACUUCUAUAGAUCUGGAACAAACAGACACGAAAUUGCCUUCUCCACCCCAAGGCAAUCAUAGAAUUCAAACCAUAAGCAGACGACUGCUACUAGUUUGUACGGUAAGAAUGCAAUGUGGCUAUUCGGGGGGGGGGGAUUCCUUCAUGCAGUUUAAUGUGAAGGUCGGCACGAUCAUUUGUUUCACUGUUGAAGUUUGAAUGCAUGUGUGUGAGGCCUGACGGGCUGAGAGGAAAAACGAAUUCCUGUCCUUGUGCUUUCCUCAUUCACCACUGACCAUUUUGUGUGACUGUCCUGUUGUGUACUUUUGAACAAAUAGAAGAGGAAUAAAUUGAUCUCCAUCGCUCAGUCACACUUAAUAACCUUCAGACCAAAGGCUGUGUUUUAUUUAAUCCCUCGAACAAAAGGCUCGCUUAAAGCAGAAGCGAUGCUUCAUUUUAAUGGCUCAGACUGGCGCUUUUUGUCCUGCAAUAAAGUUGCGUGAUGAAAUCUGGGUUUACUUACUGAAACAGUGGAAGAGAAGCUCUUCUGAAAAAGCAGAGGUCACAUUUUCUUCUGUGUGUAAUGAUGCAGCAGUGCACAAUUGGACCCAACAAGGUUAAAAUGGAGGCCAAGGGAUAAUAGAAAAUGUGGCUCUUUGAAGGUACGCUUCUCUUUUCGCGAUUCACUUGAAGACCUACAUGAUUAAUAAGUUAUGGGUUUUUCAUUUGCACAUUUUUGUGUGUGUGUGUUUAGCUUCAGGCACCUAAUAAGUUGAAUAAGUUAAUUAAGUUGAGUUGUGCGUUUAGGAGAGAGAACUGUCACUGCGGUACAUUUUCACGCAGGUUUUGUGGAACUAAAAUCCUGGCUCAGAUGAAUUGUAGUCCCUAGUGCCUGUCUGUAAGCUCUUCUUUUUUUUUUUCCACACGUCCAAAUUGCACUUUUUUAUCCCAAAAUACACUGUCAAAAGAAGCAUUUUUGGAAAAAAGUACACACCGCCUGUCAUAUUCUUUGGGCCCCAUUAAGAGCCAGCUGUGUUAAAUGUGAAUUUCACUGUUAGCACCAUCUCCAACAAUGGCCUUUUCGAUAAAAACCUUUGUUCUGCUACAUUUUCUGACCCAUUAUAUGACUGGAGCUGGGGGGAGAUUAAGAGACGAGGGCGUCUUCAUCACUGAGCUGCCUCUGAGAGCCUAAAUAACAGCGAAGACCACCUGUGUAAUUGUCCAGCGCUAGGGUGUCCUGAAUAGCCAUUAGCUUCCCUACUGCAAUUACCUUUCCUCCAGUCCCCUUCAUGACACCAAGCACAGCCGAGAGCUCUGGAGAACCUCAAGCCCUGUUUACUCCCAAACACAAUGGCUGAAACGGAGUGUCUUAUCCAGGCUGAUAUUGAUUUGUGCUUAAGAUUCGGGUCAUUUACGUGUAAUUGAUUCCUCCAUUGUGCUCUCGUAACAUGCCUCGGGAGUGCUUUUACACCUGCAUGAUUUUUUUUUUCAGAAAAUUAUAAGCCCAAGAAAGGAAAAGUGUCAGAAACAUAUUGAUGUGAAAAUAUGUACAUGGUCAUUGUAACUGGGAGAAAUCUCUACUAUGGGAGCGAUAAACUCUAUAUCGUGGGAGCUAUAAAAUUUAAGGUGGACAUUGUUUUUAAGCAAUUAUUAUGUAAUCUGGUCUGUACAGGAUUUAAAGGUGCAGUUCGUAAUUUAUUAAACCGUUUUCUAGACCUAGUAUAGAAAUACUAAUUCAUGAUAUCAUGAACUAAUAUGGCUAAGUAUUAUUUUCGUCAAAUCUUUUCAAUUUUUUUUCUGACCCUGAAAUUAGCUCCACCCCCAGGUCUGCUCGGCUGCCCCUUUUCCUUGAAAGGCAAUCUAAAUGGGAGAAAUAUGAAGGCAUGUGAAUCCUUUCACUGCAAUUCCAAAUCAACACCUAGGCAUCAUAUACGGUAGCAAUAAAAAUUGCAAACUGCUCCUUUAAUGGAUAUGUUAUUUAAACUUUUAUCUCAGUAUAAGAUAGCUUUGAUAAUUAUUGAUUAACAUGAUAAAAUAUGCAUAUUUUUAUUCAAAAUAAAACUGAUUUGAGAAAAAAUAA